Dipodomys spectabilis (banner-tailed kangaroo rat) is the source of this 3153-nucleotide messenger RNA. Its product is annotated as protocadherin alpha-13-like. The transcript is spliced from 4 exons. The coding region runs from base 1 to 3153 and encodes 1050 amino acids. Gene Ontology annotation, cellular component: plasma membrane. Gene Ontology annotation, molecular function: calcium ion binding. Gene Ontology annotation, biological process: homophilic cell-cell adhesion. NCBI's taxonomy places the organism in Eukaryota, Metazoa, Chordata, Mammalia, Rodentia, Heteromyidae. The record is from RefSeq and is a predicted model, not a curated record.
AUGCGGUUUUCCUGGCAAAGAAGCCGAGGAUCCUGGAGCCUGAUGCUCUCGCUUCUGCUCCUUGCUACCUGGGAAUCUGGGAGCGGCCAGCUCCACUACUCCGUCCCCGAGGAGGCCAAACACGGCACCUUCGUGGGUCGCAUCGCGCAGGACUUGGGGCUGGAGCUGACAGAGCUGGUGCCGCGCCUGUUCCGGGUGGCGUCCAAGGGCGGCGGGGACCUUCUGGAGGUAAAUCUGCAGAAUGGCAUUUUGUUUGUGAAUGGUCGGAUCGACCGGGAGGAGCUGUGCGGGCGCAGCGCGGAGUGCAGCCUGCACCUGGAGGUGAUCGUGGACAGACCGCUGCAGGUGUUCCACGUGGAGGUGGAGGUGAAAGAUAUUAAUGAUAACCCACCAGUAUUUCCUGAAAGGAACAAAAGCAUAAUCAUUGCAGAAUCUAGACCUCCAGAAACGAGAUUUCCACUAGAUGGCGCAUCUGAUGCAGAUAUUGGAGUAAACUCGGCCUUGACUUACCGUCUAGAUCCCAACGAUUAUUUCGCUUUAGACACACCAAACAAGCGUGAGCAAAUGUCUUCAUUGUCACUAGUAUUAAAGAGAACAUUGGACAGAGAGGAAAUUGAGGAGCAUAGUUUAUUAUUGAGAGCCACUGAUGGAGGUAAACCCGAGCUCACCGGCACAGUGCAGCUGCUCAUCACCAUUGCUGAUGUGAAUGACAAUGCCCCAGAAUUUGAUCGACUCAUUUAUAAAGUCAGAGUGCUGGAGAAUGUAUUCAAUGGGACAUUGAUACUCAAACUAAAUGCCACAGAUCCGGAUCAUGGUACAAAUGGAGAUGUAUUCUACGCCUUUAGAAGACCUAUAUCUCCCGCAGUGCUAUAUGCAUUUGACAUAAAUCCCUACAGUGGAGAAAUUAGGACAAAAGGCAGACUGGAUUUUGAAGAAAACACGUUUUAUGAAAUUCCAGUGGAGGCAAUUGAUAAAGGAAACAUUCCAAUGACAGGUCAUUGUACUCUUUUGGUGGAAGUACUAGACAUAAAUGACAAUGCACCAGAGGUAACUAUCACUUCCCUGUCACUCCCUGUCAAAGAAGACACUCAGCCUAAUGCUGUCAUUGCUCUGAUCAGUGUGUCCGACCGUGACUCUGGUGCCAAUGGACAAGUGACCUGUUCCCUAAUGCCCCGCACUCCUUUCAAGCUGGUGUCCACUUUCAAAAAUUACUAUUCAUUGGUGCUGGACAGCGCUCUGGACCGAGAGACCACCUCUGAGUAUAAGGUGGUGGUGACCGCGCGUGACGGGGGCUCGCCUCCGCUGUGGGCCACCGCCAGCGUGUCGGUGGAGGUGGCCGACGUGAACGACAACGCGCCCGUGUUCGCACAGGCCGAGUACACGGUGUUCGUGAAGGAGAACAACGCGCCCGGCUCGCACAUCUUCACGGUGUGGGCGCGCGACGCGGACGCGCAGGAGAACGCGCGCGUGUCGUACUCGCUGGUGGAGCGGCGGGUGGGCGAGCGCGCGCUGUCGAGCUACGUGUCGGUGCACGCGGAGAGCGGCAAGGUGUACGCGCUGCAGCCGCUGGACCACGAGGAGCUGGAGCUGCUGCAGUUCCAGGUGAGCGCGCGCGACGCUGGCGUGCCCGCCCUGGGCAGCAACGUGACUCUGCAGGUGUUCGUGCUGGACGAGAACGACAAUGCGCCUGCGCUGCUGGGGCCUCCCGGCGGCGGCGGCGGCGGCGGCGGCGGCGGCGCGCGCAGCGAAGUGCUGUGGCGCUCGGUGGGCGCUGGCCACGUGGUGACCAAGGUGCGCGCGGUGGACGCGGACUCUGGCUACAACGCGUGGCUGUCGUACGAGCUGCAGCCGGCGGCGGCCGGUGCGCGCAGCCCGUUCCGCGUGGGGCUGUACACGGGCGAGAUCAGCACCACGCGCGCGCUGGACGAGGCGGACGCCGCGAGGCAGCGCCUGUUGGUGCUGGUGAAGGACCAUGGCGAGCCGGCGCUGACGGCCACCGCCACGGUGCUGGUGUCUCUGGUGGACAGCGGCCAAUCGCCCAAGCUGUCUUUGCGUGCAUCGGAGGGCGCCGUGGCUUCGGAGGCGACGCUGGUGGACGUGAACGUGUACCUGAUCAUCGCCAUCUGCGCGGUGUGCAGCCUGCUGGUGCUGACGCUGGUGCUGUACGUGGCGCUGCGGUGCUCUGGGGCGGCUGUGGGGCGGAGCGAGGGCGCGUGCGCGCCUGGGAAGCCUGUGCUGGUGUGCUCCAGCGCGGUGGGGAGUUUGACUUACUCCCAGCAGAGGAGGCAGAAGGUGUGCUCAGCAGUGGUUCCAUCCAAUACGGAUCUCAUGGCCUUCAGCCCUAGUCUUCCUCCUCCUCUGGGUUCAGCAGAAGAACCAUGUCAGAGGGAGGGGCAGGUAGAACGCCCGAAAGAGAUCAUUCAAGUUUAUAUUAUGGAUGAAAAGCUGAGCUCGCGGGUUCUGCUGCAUCAGAAAGCCCCAGACCCCAGUACAUUUGAAAGCGGAUACGAUUGCCCGAGCUUCCCCCCCCUGUCGUCUCAUUUGAAUCUCCGCGGCUCCUCAUUUAAAAAAAGUGUUUCCGAAAUGCCCCAACCCACGGCGGAGAGGCUAGGGAUCCAGCGGGGGAAUGCACCGCAGCCCUCGGUUCUCUGGGGCUCCUGUUUCCUUAAGCCCAGAGGGCGUGGUCGAUCGUGCUCACGGUCCCGCCUCUCGCCUCCGCCCCGCGCUCCUCCGCGGAGUUUCACCCGCUACGCUGGCCACGAUGGGUGGGGAGAAUCUAUGGGUCCGUGCAUUCCGGGCUCCACGUUCUGCUUCCCAUCCCGUCUGGCGCUGGUGGCCAGGGCCGCGGGCGGAGAUGCCAAGGAGCGGCCCGAGGAGACCUGGUUCCCUGCCCCGGCGGUGCACCUCCGCUCUGCGCCCCUAGGCGGCACUGCGCUCCUCCGCGCCGGGCGCUCUCUAAGUUCCCAGACGGCGGCCCAGCCUUCAGUCCAGCAAACCAAGCUUGCAGCCGGCUGGCCAGCCCGAGGUGAUUCCCCGAGAUUCCGGAGGCGGAUCGUCGGCGGCCGCUGCCUUUCUAGCCCUCCUCGGAGCCUGCUGUCGGCCGUGGCGUGUGCUCUCCGGGAGCCCGGAGCAUGGUCCCAGGUUCAUCUCUAG